This is a messenger RNA of Ruditapes philippinarum (Manila clam), 345 nucleotides long. RefSeq lists its product as uncharacterized. Gene Ontology annotation, molecular function: four-way junction helicase activity; 3'-5' DNA helicase activity. The coding region runs from base 1 to 345 and encodes 114 amino acids. The transcript is spliced from 3 exons. Lineage: Eukaryota; Metazoa; Mollusca; Bivalvia; Venerida; Veneridae. The record is from RefSeq and is a predicted model, not a curated record. Gene Ontology annotation, cellular component: cytoplasm; chromosome; nucleus. Gene Ontology annotation, biological process: double-strand break repair via homologous recombination.
AUGACAGACGUAAGGCAAAUUCGUAAAUCUUCCAUAAUUUUCGACGAAGUGCAUUGCCUUUCUGAAUGGGGAGAAAGUUUUCGUCCAAAAUACCGGGAAAUGGCCCAAUUAAGAAGCUGUUUUAAAGUUCUUUUCCUUGCAAUCAGUACCACAAGCUGUCAUCCGUUGUUUAGCUUGGGAAUUGACAUUGAUAUACCUGACAUAGUUGUGGUUAUACACAUUGGUUGUCCAAAAUAUGUCAUAUCAUAUUGGCAGGAAGCGGGUAGAUGUGCAAGAGAUGGGCGCUGUGGCCUUAGUUUAAUUAUGAAUGCUUAUUUUUACGGCAUCGCUGAAAAGCACAGAUAA